UGCAGUUUGUGUGGGUAGUAUACAGUACAGUUUGUGUGUUUCUGUGUGUCUACAUGUCGACCAGUGAGGUUGGCGGUAAGCAGGACUACUCGCCGGUUUCCUGGCGGGAGUAUUUUGAUCAGAUGGAGGACGUGCAUGUGGGACCGGCCGACAGCAGAGACAUAUUCAGGAUUUAUAAAGCAGGACAUGAUGGACCACUGCUGGUUCUGCUUCAUGGAGGAGGACACUCAGCCCUGUCCUGGGCCGUCUUCACUACAGCCAUCGCCAGCAGGGUGACCUGCAGGGUACUUGCUAUGGACCUCAGGGGUCACGGUGACACUGUGGUCCGCCAAUCAGACGACUUCUCGACUCAAACCAUGUCCAGUGAUGUAGCCAAUGUGAUUGGAGCCUGCUACGGUGAGACUCCUCCCCCCAUUGUCCUGAUUGGUCAUGGCGUUGGUGGGGCGAUCGCAGUGCAUACAGCCAGCAACAUGCUGCUGCCAACCACUGUUGGCCUGGUGGCUAUUGACGUUGUAGAAGGCAGUGCAAUGGAAGCACUCCACAGCAUACAGAACUUCUUGAAGGGAAGACCCAAGUCUUUCAAGUCCAUGGACCAUGCUAUAGAGUGGAGUGUCAAGAGCGGGCAAAUAAGAAACCUGGAAUCUGCUAGAGUCUCAGUGGUUGGUCAGAUCAAAAGAUGUGAAGUGGAGGAGACUGACACUUUGGAGCAGGCCAGCCCGGUGACCAACGUGGUUGUCGAGUGUAACGAAGAGUUCUACGAUCAAAGCUACGUCAAUGACAAAGAAAAUGCUGCCUCAGAGAGUGUGUACAUGUGGCGCAUAGACCUGUCGAAGUCAGAAAAGUACUGGGACGGCUGGUUUAGAGGAACCUCCAACCUCUUCCUGGCUUGCAAUCUACCCAAACUCCUGCUACUGGCUGGAAUCGACCGGCUGGACAGAGACCUGACUAUCGGCCAGAUGCAAGGUAAAUUCAUGAUGCAGGUGCUGCCCCCCUGUGGACACGCAGUGGAAGAAGACCAACCAGACAGAGUGGCUGAGGCUGUGGCCUCCUUCCUGUUGAGACACAAGUUUGCUGAAGCCAGAAGUUAAACCAGGAGCUGCAACUCUUCAACACAAUGAAGUCAGCAGGUUUCGUGAAAGACCAGCAAAAAAGGAGCCCCAUGACUGAGACCAGUCCAGACCUCCAACCAUUUGUGUCUGCUGUUGUGUAGUUUCUGUUCUCCUCCAGUUAUUACCAGUAGUAUUUCAUACUAAGUCAAGCCAGAUAAUUAAAAGUACAGCAGUACAUCAACACAACAACCCCAAAUAUUUGCUUUGACUUACCGUCUCUGAACAAAUCGCAGAGUUACUGUGAGUGGUUGACCACUGAGCAACAAAAGGCUGUCGCAGCCCAGACCUGAGGAAGCCCAUCUGACCCUGGAAAAGAUUAGAAAAAACAGACAUUUGUUAAAUAUUCAGGAUGACAAAACACCAGUUAUACUCAAAAGAGUAUAAAUUAUGAGCUACUUAGUAACCUUGAGUCAGAAUCCUGAGAGAGUCUGUAAAAACUACGACCUCUAAGAUUUUAUGAUUGGAAAUUUUGACUCACUAAAUCAAAAUGGCAAUGGCACUCCUCAUUAGCAGUGGCCCCCCAACGGGACAAUAUGCCAUGCCACACCACAAAAACAGCUCAGGAAUGACCCAAGGAACGUGAGAAAGAGCUUAAGGCGUCGACCUGACCUCCACAGUGCCCAGAUCCUAAUCCGUUUAAACAUCUGUUGGACAUGCUGGUGCCCCACCUCAGAACUCACGGGACUCAAAAGAUCUGAAGCGAACACCCUGGUGCCAGACACCAAAGGACACUCUCCAGAGGUCCUGUGUCCAUGCCUUAAGAGGUCAGAGCCAAAUCCAGUCAAAGAGAACCCACCGUAGUCUAGAUCAUGGGUACCUCUGGGGUACCAGCAUGUCCCUCAAAUGUUUGAUCAGAUUGGGAUCUGGGGUAUUUGAAGGCCAGGUUAAUGCCAUGGGUGCUUUGUCCAAUUCCUCGGGUCAUUCCUGAGCAGUUUUUGUGGUGUGGCAUGGUGCAUUGUCCUGCUGGGGUGCCACUAGGUUCGGGUGAGUGGAGCACGUCAAGUAGCAUCCACAUUAAUGCCAGGACCAGCAGAACAUUGCACUGUAACAAGAUGUUUAAUAUUCACUUCACCCACCAGUGGUUUUAAUGUUUUGGCUGAUCGGUGUAUCAUACUGUUAUCAGUAACAACCAGUAACCUGGUGCAGCCGCAAGUCAUGCCUUGUCAUAAAGCUUGCUUGAAAUGCCACUGGCUGCUUAAUUUUACCAUCCGGCGCCAAAAAACAUGGUGCCUGGUUUGCUGUUUAAGUAACUUACGUAACAACUCUGUUUUCUGUUUGAUUUUACCUCAUUAAACAAUAAUCAUGAAUGACCUACUCACCUGUUUUUUUCAGAUGUUUGUUUCUCCUGCCGAGCUGGGUCGAUGAAACUUUUACAAUUUCAAGACAAACACCAGAUAUUAGCCAAACAGUUUUGCUAGCAACUGCUACUAUUAAAAAUUGUAGCACAGCGCAUGGAUUAUCACCAAAAAAAUGCUCCACUCAGUUUAAUUUUUACUAAUUUUACAGUCAUUUUCUAUCCGAGUUUUAAUAUAGACUGUCUGACUGCGCAGGAUGUAGAAGCUAGCAACUGGUUCAUGUUGUAGCUAAAAGUAAAUGCUAGUUAGCUAAAGAUACAAAUGUGCAAUGACGGAAGUGAAAUGAUUGUUGAUGAAAGGGGUUCCAAAACAAUGUAAUGGCCAAAAUUUAAAAUUUUUCCAUGACUUUUCAAGCCCCGAUAUAUUUUUUUUAAGUGUAAUUUUAGCUAGCUGGUAUACACAGCGCAAGAGACGUAAUGCAGGGGGGAAAUUAAGCGAUGUACCUGAUGGUAGACGAACAUCACACAUUGACGCAUAUUAGAGCUGCGUUUUCUCGAGAGCCUCAGAAAAUAAAUUUGCUGUCAUGUUACAAGUAUCCACGGAAGACGGCUGUAGCCGUCCAUGAUGUUUCCAAAAUGUUUAAUAUUUUUCACUAAUUGUAUGACUUAUCCAGACCUGGAAAAUGUGACAAUGAAAUUCCAUGACUUUUCCAGGUUUUCCAUGACCAUGGGAACCCUAGAUGAAGCUUCAUGACAUAAAACAAAAAUACUUACACGGUACUACUUACCUUGUUAGUUGUCAUGUAUGUUAAUUUCCUUACAAGAAGGCAGUGAAAGUGAAUGAAGUGUCGCUCAGAUUCAGGUACGAGACACAUACAGGUAAAAAGCAAAAAAUUGAAUUUACUCUGUAAAAGAUAAGAUGAAGUUAAGAAAGUAUGUAACUUAAUUUUAACUUUAAAGGGAAUGAAUGAACAUGUUUUUAUUCACACGAGGAGCGAAACAUGCUAACAUUAGCAAAAAUACGCACGGUAGUUCGGUGGGCUGUCAGUUUACGCACCA
This is a messenger RNA of Epinephelus fuscoguttatus (brown-marbled grouper), 3462 nucleotides long. Its product is annotated as protein phosphatase methylesterase 1-like. Gene Ontology annotation, biological process: protein demethylation. The transcript has 13 exons. Bases 54 to 1088 code for a protein of 344 amino acids. Lineage: Eukaryota; Metazoa; Chordata; Actinopteri; Perciformes; Serranidae. Gene Ontology annotation, molecular function: protein methylesterase activity. The record is from RefSeq and is a predicted model, not a curated record.